Messenger RNA from Prorocentrum cordatum, 1935 nucleotides. The record is from the annotation of a GenBank genome assembly. NCBI's taxonomy places the organism in Eukaryota, Dinophyceae, Prorocentrales, Prorocentraceae.
AUGCCGUCUACAUUUCGCAGUGAUCUGUGGGCGCAGGCACUCGGUGGCGGCCAGUCGAGCCACAGUCCCACCGUCAAGACUGGCUACGACAAAGUCCGAGGUGCUUGGAUCCAGGUUCUCGGACAAUCGAAGCAAUUCACCAACGAUAUACAUUCAGACGGGGACGGAAAUCUUGUUGGAGUCUUUGGCGAGGCCGAGGUCGUCAUCGACAAUUUCACGAUGGCCAAAAUCGAGAGCCUCAAGAAGAAGAAGAAUGAUGCCGUCAAACAACGUCCAGCUGCUGCGGGCAACUCCAGGGGAAAACUAUUAUGUGGCCAGUGGGGGUCCAAUGAAGUGACGGUGAAAAUCACAACAGAACGGAUCAACGGCGUCAACAAGACUGGCAAGUUGGCGCGCAUCUACGUGGACGGCAGCACGAAGGCAUCUGUACCGCUUAGGACUGAGGAACUGGCCAAGCAGUGCACUGACUUAGCUAUCGCGAUGGCUCGUAAGCUGUGUGCUGGUAAGUUUCAGGAUACGGAUGAGCUCAAGGCUGCAACUAAGGACGCUGCGCCUGCCCCCGCGAUCGGCACGCAGGACGAGGCGACGCUACCUGAUGCCUUGCCGCGCCCGACCUUCAGCGAGGCGACGCUACCUGAUGCCUUGCCGCCUCCGACCUUCAGCGAUGCGACGCUACCUGAUGCCUUGCCGCCUCCGACCGCCAGCCAGCUGCAGAGUAUGGUCGAUGCCGCUGCUCUUGCUGUUCACGGCGCAGGCUCGCAGCCGCCGAGCGCGGUGGCGUCCGAGGAGCAGGCGACUCAGCCCGCUGGCCCCCCCAUCGCCAACGGCGACAGCGGCGACACCCUCGACCAGCAGCAUGAGACACCAGCCAUGGACAUGGAGCUUGAGGAGUCGCUCGGCUCGCUGGAGAGCCUGAGCACUGAGAUCUGCAGGGAGGCGGCGGAGGCGACCAAGGCGACGCAGGCGAUCUCGAAGCUCAUCCAGGGGUUGGAGGCAUCGAUCAAGAACGGGGUCCCAGCACGGACGCCAGAGUAUUCUCAGUUCUGCAGAGCCCUCGACGAAGAUGAAGACCUGCAGAAUCGAUACUCCGCAUGCCAAGGUCGGACCUCGAAAGCAGCUUUUAGGGAGGACUGGGCCAAGAAGAAAGUUCAGGUGCUCAACGAAAAAGUAUCCCAGAAACAAGUGUCCUCGGAAAUCGACUGGCAGCACACGCACAUGCGGAGCUUGGCUCAGAUUGCCGACAAGGAGAAGGACCAGCAGGUGGCGCUCAACAUCGCCAAGACGUGCGUGAAGUUAGGGCCCCCCUUCAUCAAGUGGGACCCCUCGGGCAAGGUGUGGAGGUUCGCCCACGCCGAGGAAGGCUUCACCGAGAAGCUGGAGAAGGCCUGGCAGGUCAAGCAGGACCUCGAGUCCGACGGCUCGCCGAUGAAGCCCGCGGGCGGCGGCGGCGGGGGGGAAGGGCCGCCUCCGAAGAAGCCCCGCAAGGACAAGGGGAAGAGCAAGGACACGACCAGUGCACCUGAGCCGCCAAUCGAGAACUCAAAUCCCGAGGACGUGAGCAAGGUGCAGCUUCAACAGGCCGACAAGGACUGCAAGGAUAUCCUCGACAUGUACCGCACUGCCACGUCGAAAGCAUCCUCCAUCAUUGAAGUGAUUAACAAGAAUGACGAGGAGUGGAAGUGGCUCCAGAAGGAUAGCCCCUUGGCGACCAACUUGCAGAAGAGCUACGACACGAGCAAGACCUCUGCACCUGGCAUCCUUAAGAGCCUCCUCUUCGGCAAGACCAUUGCGAAGGUCAAGAAGGACCUGGGCAAGAAGCAGUACGUUGCCGAGGCCACUUCCAUGCGCACUACCAUGAGCCCGCUGCUCCAGAAGCUGGCCACGGAGGCCGACGGGCUGAACACGAUGCACGCGAACAGGCCGAGACUGAGUUGA